AUGACUCGACUUCAAGACUUCACGAAACACCACUUCGACUACCUAAUCAUUGGCGGUGGUACAGCCGGCCUGGUUGUUGCGCGUCGUCUUUCCGACCGAUCGGACGUGAGCGUCGGCGUCGUCGAGGCAGGGCCCACUGCGCUGGAUGAGCCUGCGAUCAACACCCCCGGUCUCUACGGCGAGACUCUGGGCGGUCGAUUCGACUGGAAGUUUGAGACAGAGGCGCAAUCGGGGCUGGAAGGUCGGACAAUCCCAUGUCCACGGGGAAGGGUGCUGGGAGGCACGAGCGCGCUGAACUACAUGGCGUGGACGCGUGGGAACCGAGAAGACUACGAUGCAUGGGCGGAGUUGGGGAAUGAGGGAUGGGGAUGGGAUGAUCUUCUUCCCUUCUUCCAACGCAGUGAGACCUUUCAUGUACCAGACGCUUCGCACCAGGAACAAUACCGCUCCUACUACCAGGCCGAGGCCCACGGCACGACCGGACCCGUUCACACGACGCACAUCCGAGAAUACGGCCCGUCUCAUCGGUUCUGGCAUGACACACUGCAUCGAUUCGGGGUGGAGGUCAGUGCGGAUAGUCUGGCGGGAUCGAAUGUUGGCGCAUGGAACAUGGUGUGCUCGAUCGAUCCGGAAAAGCAGGCGCGCAGCUACUCGGCCAAUGCGUACUACCUGCCGGUGAAGGAGAGGCCAAAUCUGGCUCUCUUGACCGAGGCGAUUGUCACGGAGGUGUUGAUGAAAGACACGGGCGAGACAUGGACGGCGUCCGGGGUCCGCGUUCGCUGUGAUGGGGAGAUGUCGGAUAUCGUAGUUUCACGGGAGGUGAUUGUCUGCGCCGGCAGUAUCCAGUCACCGCAGAUUCUCGAGCUUUCAGGAAUUGGGAAUUGCGAGGUUCUUUCGGCAGCUGGGAUUCCGGUGAAAAUCCACAAUCCCAACGUGGGAGAGAACUUGCAGGACCACCUGAUGACGGUCUCGAUCUUCGAGGUUCAGCCUUCGCUGACUACGCGUGACGACGUGCUCAGCGACACGGAGCUGUACGAGGCUGCGACUCAAGAGUAUGAAGCAUCUCGCACGGGGCCGUGGACGGUCCUCCCUUGUUCGAUAGCGUACUGUCCACUAUCAACGUUCAUUACGCCCGAUCAACUAGCCGAUCUGCAUAGACAAGCAAAGGAAAUAGCGCAAGAGACGGGUCGACACAGCGAUGAGAUCCUAGCGCGCCGGUUUAAGGCCAAUACCUCCCUCGGACACAUAGAGUUCCUCUUCGAUCUCGGGAAUUGGAGUCCCUUUUUUGCGUCGGAGCCCGGGAAGAAAUACGGGACUAUGCUUCAGAUGUUGCAGUAUCCGUUCUCGCGGGGGUCCGUUCAUAUACCACCACAGUCAUCGGAUUUUCGGACGACAGUGGCCGAAGAUCCAUUGAUAGAUCCACGUAUUUAUCUCGGACCUGGAGAGAUCGACCGCAACGUGAUGAGCCUGGCGCAGGAAUUCGGGACUCGGAUCUGCCAAACGGAGCCUUUGUGCAGCAUCAUCCGAUUCCGGAGCCACCCGGCUACGGAGGAACAUGACAAAUUUGUUGUGCAGAACACUAUCACAGAUUGGCACCCCAUCGGAACGUGUGGGAUGGGAGGCAAAGCAGGCGAUCGGCAAGGCGUGGUGGACCAUCGUCUGCAGGUUUACGGGACGCGCGGGCUCCGGGUCGUCGAUGCAAGUAUCAUGCCGCUGCAAAUUAGCGCCCACAUUCAGGCAACUGUGUAUGCCAUCGCCGAGAAAGCAGCGGUUAUGAUUCUGGAAGAUAGGGCGGAGUCCGCGGGUCUAUAG
Molecule: messenger RNA, 1812 nt
Organism: Aspergillus tanneri
Lineage: Eukaryota; Fungi; Ascomycota; Eurotiomycetes; Eurotiales; Aspergillaceae
Product: GMC family oxidoreductase
Exons: 4
Coding region: 1-1812 (603 amino acids)
Molecular function (GO): oxidoreductase activity, acting on CH-OH group of donors; flavin adenine dinucleotide binding
Source: RefSeq, a predicted model, not a curated record